Molecule: messenger RNA, 673 nt
Organism: Solanum lycopersicum (tomato)
Lineage: Eukaryota; Viridiplantae; Streptophyta; Magnoliopsida; Solanales; Solanaceae
Gene: VIF
Product: vacuolar invertase inhibitor
Biological process (GO): negative regulation of catalytic activity
Molecular function (GO): enzyme inhibitor activity
Source: RefSeq, marked validated
CUUAUAUAUAUAUUCCUUCAUCAAAUUCUCAUUUCUUCAAUUCUCGAAAAAAAAAAGUUAAUAAAAAUGAGAAAUUUAUUCCCCAUAUUGAUGUUACUCACUAAUUUGUCACUCAACAUCGAUAACAACAACAACAACAACAUCAUACGCGCAACGUGUAGGGAGACUCCAUACUACUCCCUAUGUCUCUCAGUCCUAGAAUCCGAUCCACGUAGCUACAAGGCUGAGGGUAGUGAUGAUAUAACCACCCUAGGCCUCAUCAUGGUGGAUGCGGUGAAAUCAAAGUCUAUAGAAAUAAUGAAAAAGCUAAAAGAGCUAGAGAAAUCGAACCCUGAGUGGCGGGUCCCACUUAACCAGUGUUACAUGGUGUAUAACACCGUCCUACGAGCCGAUGUAACGGUAGCCGUUGAAGCCUUGAAGAGGGGUGUCCCUAAAUUUGCUGAAGAUGGUAUGGAUGAUGUUGUUGUAGAAGCACAAACUUGUGAGUUUAGUUUUAAUUAUUAUAAUAAAUCGGAUUUUCCAAUUUCUAAUAUGAGUAAGGACAUAGUUGAACUCUCAAAAGUCGCUAAAUCCAUAAUUAGAAUGUUAUUAUGAAAGAGUAAAAUUUUAUAGUUCACUGCACGAAAUUCUCGUUACGUGAACCAGAUAUAAAGAAGGACAUGGUUACAAGCUU